Parascedosporium putredinis is the source of this 531-nucleotide messenger RNA. Lineage: Eukaryota; Fungi; Ascomycota; Sordariomycetes; Microascales; Microascaceae. The record is from the annotation of a GenBank genome assembly.
AUGGCGGAUAGCAAUCAAGCCCCCGCCAAUGGCGAGCCUGCGCCGGUCCGACGGCCUAGAGCUCCGACGAUAACGAUCGACACCGCCAUCAACCCAAAUGACGGCUCCCAAGCCGCCGCGCCUGGAGCAUCGGGUAAUUCGCCGGUGUCGCCUCAAGAGGAGGGCGUGAGCCCUGCGACGACGACCGCGUCCGAGUUGCGCGGAACUACCUCGUUCGACAGCAAAGAUAGUCGGCCUACGAGUCCGCACAACGUAUCGAGUGCCCUUGCUCCUCGAGCCCCCGAAAGGCAACCUACGGUCGAGGCAGAACUCGCUCGAGUCCGACGAUGCGUCCCGUUCGGUGGUCUCUUCGCAAGGGAGACGAUUGUGGCGGCGUUGACAAACACUCCCGAUCCGUCGAAGAAGAGACAGUCGAGCGAGUUUUCCAACGACAAGAUUAUGAAUGACGAGAAUGCGCUUACCCCGGAUCAAGGGCGCGAGGAGGACUUUACGGUCGACAACAAUCCGUUCGCUUUUACCCCGGCCAAAUGA